Torulaspora delbrueckii is the source of this 2511-nucleotide messenger RNA. It is a transcript of the gene POP1, whose product is annotated as ribonuclease P/MRP protein subunit POP1. Lineage: Eukaryota; Fungi; Ascomycota; Saccharomycetes; Saccharomycetales; Saccharomycetaceae. The coding region runs from base 1 to 2511 and encodes 836 amino acids. The transcript has a single exon. The record is from RefSeq and is a predicted model, not a curated record. Gene Ontology annotation, biological process: tRNA 5'-leader removal. Gene Ontology annotation, cellular component: nucleolar ribonuclease P complex; ribonuclease MRP complex.
AUGUCUGGUGGUAGGAAGCAAUUGAACAAGAACCAGCAAUUUAAGCGGCAAAAAGUGAGGGAUGCAAGGACUAUACGGGCAGAAGCGGCUGGCUCUAAUGAGCUGAGCGAAAGUGGCGGGAUGCUGAAGGUGCAGGAGUUUAUUGGAUCCCGAGAGUAUGAGAUUAGGCAAUUGCAAACAGCUAUGGAUAAAUCAAAGGCUGCUAGUUGUACAAGAGUAUUUCAAUCGCUGCCGAGGAAACUGCGUAGACGUACUGCUUCGCACAAUGUGAAAAGGAUACCAAUGAGAAUGCGUAAUAGGGCUCUACGUGAGAUGUUGAAGAGUGAUCAGACGACUACAAGCAAGAGUGGAAAGGGAAAAAAACAUGGGUUGAAUGCAUACCAGUUGUAUAGAGCAAAGAUGUCGGCGAGACUGCUGAGAUUGGCUGGUAAGUGUACUUCGAUGAAGAUCGCUUUACCUGCGGAUGUGACUGCAGCGAAUUGUAAUCUGAGACAGAAAUUGAGAGUUUUGCGGAAGACUUUAAAGCCGGAGAAUCGCGAUUCUGGGCGUUUACUGACCAACCGUACGGGCAGUUAUGAUAAUAUGAGCGUGGGGGCCCUGGCUCCCAUCCCUAGAGGUCGAGUCAAGUACUGUAAGAGGCAGAGGCAUUUUACUUGGCUUCCAACCCAUAUCUGGCAUGCGAAGAGGUCUCAUAUGAUCAAGAGAUGGGGAUUCCAAGUUCCUUGGUCACCAACUCAGAAAUGCUUUAAGAUGGCUCACAGGCUUGGAGGAAGUGUUGCUGCUUCGGAUGGAGCACUGUGCAUGGAUUCCAGUUUCUAUGGGACAAUGAUUCUUCGAGAUCUGAGCGGUGGAGAUUCGGAACCGCUGAAGGAAUUAGUGUCGAAGUUGACUAAUAAGCGUGGGGUGAUUAGAAAGUAUAGGGAUUCAAAAACAUGGUUCGAAGGAUUUGUGCAUGAUAUAAGUGAGGAAUCGCCUGUCGUCCUGGGUGAAAUGGAUUUGCUGUGGAUUGAUUUCGGCACCGCUCUUAUAAGGCUUCAUCCAUCAAUAUACACCAGGGUUUUUGAAAUUUUGUUACAGAAAUUGCCAGAAGGACUACAAAUCGAAGAUUGUCGAUAUGCUCUCGGUAGUAUAACGCUUAAAGGCGCGAAAUCGUUAGUCGCACUUUCGUCGAUAUUGAGGAGCAGUGGUCCUUCCUCUUCGUAUCAGCAGUUAAAGAGGAUUUCGAGAGUUACAGAUACAAGUAACCUACCACACAGGACGAUGUUUGCAUUUAACUGCGUAGAUCCCAGGCAUCUGUCGAGACCAAGACGGGUUCAUACUUCAGAUGUUAAUGGUGUUCCCACAACAGACGAUAUAGUAAGCUUACAAAACGACUUUCCACUAGAAGAAGUUACGGCAGUGUUGAAGAGGUUGUGUACCGCAACUGAAAGGGACCAAUCUUACAAUAAUCAACAAACUCUAAAAGAACUCGCUAAGAGACGACAAGCGCUGUUAUCAAAAACUCCAAAUCAACACAAGAAUAUAAUUCCAUAUGGAUCAGAAGACCCAUCUAUACCCCUGUUACUGGCCAAGAGACAACAGAAUAAGGACUGGGUUAUAGUUCUACCCUGGUUCUGGUUGCUACCAUUCUGGCACCAACUUAACAGAGUCUCUCGGAUCUAUCACUUCGGGCUCAGACAGCAGCAGCAGCUAAACUAUGAGAAUAGGAAGCUGUAUUUCCCUGAUGACUACCCAUUCACCGAGGUUGGCUACGCUGAGAAUACGUAUAAGGGAGAUGCCCUGAGAAGUAGAUGGCAGAAGAAGCCACUUUCUAAAAGAGUAAAUUUUGAAAAGAUACCAGGACUGCACAAAGACUCUGUUCCCGCAUUUGAUGGUGAAAUUGGUGACGCUUUCACCUGCGAUUGGAAACUCUUGCAACUACUGAGAAAUGGUCUCACCUUUCUGAGCGAGAAGCCAUUGAAACUAGUCGAAGUCGCCAAGACAUCGCAGUUUGGUCCCAACGGGGUGCGAGAGAUCCAGACGGUAAACGAUAUUUUUGAGCUUCACAAAGACCUCAACGCCGUCGAUCAAACUUUGAGCGACAAUCCUAUCAAGCUUUCUGUCCCUGGCACAAGCUCGGGAGAGCAGCAAUGGCAAGAACCAAUCCAGCUGUCAAUAAGCCAAACCGCACUCAAUGUAAUUCCAGUUUCAUGUACCUACAUCGAGAGAGGUCGUCCCAGAGAUAAUGCAAGAAUUUACCAAAUACCAGCUCAAGACCGAGAACAUUGGCAAAAAGUAAAAAAUGGUAUAUAUCGGGCAGACGGCAGACUGGACCAUGAAAUAGAGCACCCUGUGCCAUCAAUCACAGACCUUAUUGGGUUCAUCACAAGCGGCGCGUUCCAUCUUGGUGAAGGCAAAGGUGUCGCACAUGGUUUCAUCGACGCCAAAACCAACGAUUUCCAAUACGUACUAAUACGAAACGUUGGCUCUACGACUUAUAGAAUGGCCUCCAUCGAUAUAAUAAAUAUUUAA